Megalopta genalis is the source of this 6010-nucleotide messenger RNA. The record is from RefSeq and is a predicted model, not a curated record. NCBI's taxonomy places the organism in Eukaryota, Metazoa, Arthropoda, Insecta, Hymenoptera, Halictidae.
GAGAGGUGAGGUCGUCGCAACGCAGCACAUCGUUCGGUUAAUCGUGGAACGCGAGAGAUUCCCCGGUUCAAGGAGUUCUCCAGUGACGUCACGCGGACGAUCGGCCCCAAACACCUCGUCCAAUGACGGCGCGGCGCAGGCUGGUGGGGUUCCGGUUUCGUCUGCACGCGCUAUAAAGCCUCACUAAUUGCCCACGCCGAGAACAGUCCGUGCGUGCCCCUUUUUAAACGACGAUGUAGUGCGGCGUCCGAAAAGUCCGGGGAUCUCGCGCAUACACGUCGGCCAAGAUCACUGUCACGAUCGAGAUCGAGCACGUGUACCGUUUACGAAGCCACGGCUCGCACUGUCGCACCCGCAUACAGGGAAUCUUCUUAGCCGUGUGUCCACAGACUGGAUAACUCGGAGUAUAGCCACGCAGGAAAGAUCUCCGGUAUUCCGUGACCGAUCCUCGGCUUCUCGUCGAUCUUCCGUUCGAUCGAAGUGAAGAGAAUCGUUCUGUUCCUCGGUGGAUUUUAUUUUCGUUCCUUCGGAUUAAGCAGGAGUGAAACAUCGUGACGUGAUACGGGACUCUGAAAAGAGAUCGAGAUAAUGACAGUCAUGGUGGAGCCCAUGAAAGUUGAGGAGGGCGAACGUCCGAAGAUCACAGCCUUCGACGACAUCCUCCCAUACGUCGGCGAGGCAAGCCGCUACCAAUUGUUCCUUUUCAUCCUGCUACUGCCCUUCACCUUCGUGUACGCGUUCCUCUACUUCACGCAGUUCUUCAUCACAUUGCAGCCGGCGGAACAUUGGUGUACUGUGCCGGCACUCGACGACUGGAAUCUCACAGAUCAUGAAAAGAUCGCGUUGUCCAUACCUCCAGCAUCGGUAGAAGAAUUGAAAGCGGAAGGUGCUACAACGUUUUCCCGAUGCAAAAUGUACGAUGUGAACUAUCAGGAUUUGUUGAAUCAGGGUGUCAGGAAUUCAGAUCCAUCUUGGCCCAUUAAACCGUGUCAGAAUGGAUGGACUUUCAAUCACACGAUGAUACCGUACAAGUCUAUCGCCGUUGAGCUCGAAUGGGUCUGCGAAAAUGCUUUCCUCGGCUCCGCAGCCCAGUCAGCCUUUUUCGUGGGCAGUAUUAUUGGCGGUUUGAUAUUUGGUUACAUAGCCGACCAUCAUGGAAGAAUUCCAGCGUUGGUCGCCUGUAAUACGGUUGGAUUUAUCGCGUCCGUGGGCACGGCGUUCUGCAACAGCUUUUGGAGCUUCUGUUUAGCAAGAUUAGUAGUCGGCACGUCGUUUGAUAACUGCUUUAACGUACUUUUCAUUAUUGUGAUCGAGUACGUCGGCCCGAAAUACCGAACCCUUGUCGCGAACAUGUCCUUCGGGCUUUAUUUCGCAGCAGCUGCGAGUCUUUUGCCAUGGAUCGCUUAUUGGAUCUCCGAUUGGCGAAUUUUGAGCAUGGCCACCGCCUGUCCCAUGGUCGUUGCUUUCAUAGGACCAUGGAUUGUCCCAGAAAGUGCACGUUGGUACAUUACCAGCGGCAAAAUCGACAGAGCGAUCGAGAUGCUGAAAAAGUUCGCAAAGGUGAAUGGCAAAGAAGUGAAGCCAGAAAUCUUCGAGGAGUUCGAGAAGAGCUGCAGGUCGAUGAUUGAGAAGGAUAAAUCGCAUAACCAAUACACCGUUCUGCAUCUCUUCAAGAAGCCGAGGCUAGCUCGUAUUACUAUUAUGCUCAUUAUUUAUUGGCUUUUGAUGGUGUGGGUGUUCGACGGCCAUGUCUGGAACAUGAAACUUCUCGACCCAGACGUAUUCACAUCCUUUUCUUUGGCCUCCCUGACGGAACUUCCCGCCGCCAUUCUGCUCGCCCUCUUUUUGGACAGAUGGGGCAGACGAUGGAUGGGCUUCGCCUCGAUGUUCCUCUGCGGAAUUUUCUCCUUUAUCGCUAUAUCUACACCUCCUGGUGCACCAACGGUCACUAUGGCGAUCAUAGCCCGUCUUGGAGUUAAUAUCGCCGCGAACAUCGGCUUCCAAUAUGCGGCGGAAAUGCUACCAACUGUGGUGCGGGCGCAAGGUGUGUCCUUGAUUCACAUCAUUGGUUAUUUGGCUCACAUUUUGGGACCCUACAUCAUUUAUCUGGCUGAUGUCGAUCCUGCUCUGCCCCUCAUCACUCUCGGCUUGUUAUCUUUCCUGCAUGCAUUCUUGACACUCGGCUUGCCAGAAACCUUGAACCAAGAUUUACCGGAAACCCUUCAAGAAGGCAACGAUUUUGGCAGGGAUCAAAGUUUUUGGUGGAUCCCCUGCAUAUCCUCGAGUGAGCCGCUGAAGAAGUCCCACCGGAAGAAGCAAGGUCUCGCAAAUCCUGCGUUCGCCGGUAGCAUACAGAAGAUCGACUGUACGAGAUUAUAGCGAUCGUUCGACAGUGACUGGCAUCGAUCAGUGAAACUUGCCAAAUCCUCUGUAAAUAUAGUCAUUAAAGAGUGUGAGUGUGAUGUUACGUGUUAAAGUCUGCUGCGAGUGUGCUGAUUGUGAAAAGUAUUGGUAGACCCAGGGAAUUACACUAGAAGAGACAAAAACGUUGAGAUUCCUUGAGCGGAUCUUGCUCGGCUAAUAAUACUGUCGGUAUUAAUAAUAUUAAUUAAUUAAUUUAUAAAUAUUGACAGCAGUGGUACUGAUCGUGUGUAGGCAGCGACGAUUGAUCGACAUUGAAUUUCUUAUUCCUGAAGCAUCAAUGACGUGAAGCGAUGACUACUGACAGUUAUUAGUACAAUAUUAACGGCGACUGCUCUGCGUUUUAUGCAUUUGUACUAUACAUAGAUUAUUUUACAUUCCUUACGGUCUAAACAUGCAGUCAGAUUAAUAAAGUAUAAUACUAAUUUACUAAGUUUAUAGUCACUUCCUACAAAAUUAACUAAUCCAUUUCAUGCAUCGGGAAUGAAAUUGUAUUCGGAACGAAGCUCGCUAAUUUGAACAACUUACUACUCGCUAUUGAAGAGUCAAGUGAUAUUGCUUGCUUCUCAUUUCUCAAUCGCUUACUUAUGAUGGAAAUGCAUAAAAUUCGCAGCUCUGUGUAGAAUUCGGUCAAGCAGAUCAGACACACACGCAAGUUGUAAACUAGUGUCUAUAAAAAACGAAACAAAACAAGGAUCAAAAAUAACAAUUAGUCUUGAACUUUUUUUACAAGAAAAUCGAUAAGAUUAGUUGAAUUAAAAGGGAUAUUAACAAAAUCUAGAGAAAGAUUGUAUCAGAAUAACCACAUAACUGAAAUCUUUCGAUCUUUAAACGAUUUGAUUACAAAUAAUAAUUAGAAAUAACCAAAAAUUUAUUUUAUUACCGAUUGUCAUUAUACAUUGUACAUAUUAUAUAAUAAGGAAAAUCUGUUUCGGUUGUACAUAAUAGUCGUCGGUGGGAAAAAUUUAUUUCAGUAGCUCCAGGAAUCAAAAUAAGUUUCUUUCGCCGAUGACUGCCGAUUUAUGCAAAAUAAAUAUUGUCUUCAUAAUUGUAAUGAGUCGAAAAUAAUAUAAAUCUUUUAACUGUUGUCCACUUGAUUAUCAACAAUGGUUAUGGAUCAUGAAAAAGACUUCUCAACCAUAUAUAUUUAUUAUUUUCAAUCUCAGAAAGAUUUUAGUAAAAGAAAUAAUUCUUAUCCUAUGACUUGUUUCAUGUGGGUCCAUAACAGUUAUGGUCCUUGAAACAAAGUACAAAACCCGGUGAAUGUUUCUAUUUUAUAGCUGCGCUCAUAUGACUACUCUAUCAGUAGGUUUCAUACUGAAUAUAGAACAUACACGUCUAUGUUGAGCAGAAAUAGCGACAGUAGUACUGAUAGAGUAAGGUUGCAAAGAUAAUGAUGCGGUUUGUCUUUGUUAGUAUUAUUUAAUCAAUAUUAUUAUUGUUGUUACUAUUGUUAUUAUUAUUGACCGUGUAAGGUCCGCUUUCAAAACUCUGUAGAAAGUCGAUCGUUUCUUGCACGUGAAAAAAAAUGUAAUUUGAAACAUCAAUCGAAAAACCUAUCGAACAGAUAUUUCAUAGCUUUUUGUCUGGAAAUGACCUGUCAUCUGUCAGCAUUUUUACAUUUCUAAUUGGAACAUUGGUAUUAAACUGCCGUAAAUGUUGUGAACGAAAUAAUAUCAUUGUUCUUAAAGUUAUGAAAUAUUAUCCACCAGAAUAUCGUAUAUUUAGUUUCGUUGUGCUAAUGCCAAGAUUAAAAGUAAGCCUCCCGAUUAAUAUUUGAAAAUGGUUUAAAACUUCUGAUAACCCUAAUGUAUCGAAAGUCGUGUGACUUUCUUCUACGAUGUAGAUGUGAAUAAAUUAUCUCGUUAGAGUUGAAACGAAUCAUCGGCGAGACACUGUAGGUGUUACGAAACUCGAGCUGUCACCUGUCACGUUUACUGUACUGUAAGUAAUGUGCAAUUAAUUUAUAUGGAACCCAAGCGGAUCAUAGGUUUGCGACAUGUAUUUCCGUGAAACGUCGACUCAUUCGUUCCUGUAUUCGCCAUCAGUUACAACUGUUUUAACAAUUAAUCCAUUACUCAACUUCAGAAUACAAGGUGACCUAUAAUUCAUGGUACAACUUGAAAGUUGACGAUUCCGAAUGAAAAAAAGGAAACGAAACUAUACAAUAUGUAAUUUGUUCAGUUUUAGUUGAAUCUCACGUAUUACCUGCAAUUGACAAAAUUACAUACAAAACCAAAAGUUUUUAAUUAAAUAUUUAGAAGACAAAGAGAUAUUAGUCAAUAAUUUUUGUACUUGAUUAACACAAUAGCUAUCAGGGUCAGUUGGAUCCUUAAAUAUCAAAUCUCUAUUUAAGUUGACAAUUAUUUCUUUUUCGUGACCCAACAGUUGUUAAAUAUAUUGCGAAACUCUGUGCAUUUAUGUAACGUAAAAAUCUGAAAUAAGCUGAUGAAAUUUAUAAUCCUAAAUAAUUAAUAUACGGUAUUGUACUAUUGCACUCAAUAUUUCACUAAGUUCAAAAUUCUUUUCUGUCUGCAAAACUGUAAAUUUACACGAAUAUCCAUGGCUAAUAAUAUUGUUAUUAUAAUAGGCAUCCACGUUGAAAUUUGAACUAUUUUGAAAUAGUUUGCUGCAACAAUGACAUAAUACAAAAUUUAUAGUUUUAAAGUUGUUAAUGCAGGAAGAAUGGUUCUGGUGUAUGCUUUUCAUGUCAGAACACUUGUACCAUUAUUGCAUCAUCAUAUUUGAUACAAUGGAACAAUUUCUAUACUGACACAUCUUGGUUGCAUAUGUAAAGUUGAAGCAUAAACUAUAUUGAAAUUGCAAGAAAAGUGUCAUAUUUAUAUUUUUUCUUUAAAACUAAUGACAUAUUACUUGAUGCAUUACAAAAUUUGAAAAUUUGUGUAAAUGAAAAAGCAUGUUAACGAGAUUUUGUUAGUAGAAAGAUGUUAUUUUUUGUCAACGAUCACCAUACUAAAAGUUUGGACACCACUUACGAUAUUGUUGUUUCUCUGAAGACAAAAAGUAUUUUGUAACACACUCUUCACGAUACGAUAGUAAGGUUAUUUGAUUUGAAUUAAGCUACUGAUUUUCGUUCACGUUCACGAUGAUGAUUUCAGGACCGUGUAGAAUCGUAUUAGAAUUAUUCGCGUACUUAUCAGAGAAGUCCCCGCUUCUUGGCCCAGUGUAGAUUAUCCCGUAAGUUAUACGAUUUUUCCAGAGACUUGAAAUUGAAAUAAUGUGAGUCAACGUUACCAUGAAUUACCUCGUUAAUGUAUGCGCUACAUUGGACAGAAAUUUUUAAUCAAUGUUAUAUUAAAGGUUUGCAAGGACUGAUCUUUUCAGGUAUUGCAAUCUUUAAAAACAGCCGUAACGAAAAUAGAUACAUAUGUUAAUAUCUAACAUAAGUAAGACAUGUUCUAAUACUCUAUCGAGAGAUUAUUAGUGUAAAGUACCAUUCAAGAGGAUUUAUGAUUUUCGUGCAGGAAAGCAGAAUACCAAAUUUUAGAAAAUGGAGCUUAUUGUUGUGAAUAAUUUGUUGAACGAAAUUGGCUAAAAAGUUGAAAAUAUAUCAUUCAUUAAUUACUAA